AUGUUUAGAGUUUCAGAGAAAACGGCCACGCCAACUUCAGUUGUGCUUAUGGCAGUGAACACUGUGGUUGGUUUCUACUGGCGACAAGUUAUGAUGCAAGCUAUCCAUAUUGAUUCCUACCAGUAUCUCGCUGUCUGCGCUCCGAUUGUCGUGCUGGGCGCCCCGCUGGGCUCAGUCAUUGGCAGUCAUUUCCAUCGCCAAGUCCUCGCAUCGUUCAACUAUUUGACAGAUACGGUGGCUCUAAUCAGUGGAUUUGUUAUUGUUAAAUUGGACGCCACCCUCGUUGGAGUUUCCAUUGGGAUCAUCGCAUUUGGUUUUGUCUUCUUUGGUCUACUUUGUUAUUUUGGGCAUCGACUGAUGAGGAAAAUUCUCGAGGAUUUAGAGAAUGAGUGUAUGACUGCAUGACUGUUACAGAUGUGUCCAGCGCGAGAUGCAAGAAGGAUCUUAUUGUUGAAAAUGAUGAGGAACAUUCUCAAGGAAUGAACGGCAAUGGUGCAGACGGGAAGACCUCCAGAGAUGCCAUUGAAACUCACGAGGUAAACUCCAUUCUCGAGAAAAGUGAUUCUUGUGACACAACACAGUUUUAA
Molecule: messenger RNA, 587 nt
Organism: Paramuricea clavata
Lineage: Eukaryota; Metazoa; Cnidaria; Anthozoa; Malacalcyonacea; Plexauridae
Source: the annotation of a GenBank genome assembly